CUGGGCUUUCUUGCCGCUGUGCUUGGAGGGCUUUAUCUUCUUGGGGUGUUUAGACAGCGGCAACCUGGAGAACCCCCUUUGGAUAAGGGGCUCAUACCCUGGCUGGGUCAUGUCUUAGAGUUUCGCAGGGACACGGCCAAGUUUCUAGAGAGGAUGAAGAAAAAGCACGGCGAUGUGUUUACGGUACAGCUGGGAGGGUUUUAUAUAACGUUUCUUCAGGAUCCGCUGUCGUUUGGGGCAUUUGUUAAGGAGAGUCGAGAAAAACUGAACUUCAACAAGUUUGCUCAGCAAUUGGUACGAAGAGUGUUUGGUUACUCAUCUAUAGUGGAUGACCAUGAGAUUCUCCAGAUGUCCAGCAACAAGCAUCUGAAGGGGGAUGGCCUGGAAUUAAUGACACAAGCCAUGAUGAGUAAUUUGCAGAACCUGAUGUUGCACAACAUCGGCACAGCUGCAGACCAAAGAACCUGGAUGGAGGACGGACUGUUUAUGUACAGCUACAAUAUUGUUUUUAGGGCCGGCUAUUUAUCUCUGUAUGGAAAUGAGCCACACAAGUCAGCGGGAAGUGAGGAGAAAGCCAAAGGGAACGACAGAGCUGAAUCAGAAGCCUUAUUUCAUGAGUUUCGUAAAUAUGACCAGCUCUUUCCCAACCUGGCGUAUGGGGUCCUGCUGCCAAGGGAAAGGCUGGAAUCAGAGAGGCUGCUGAGAUACUUCUGGAACAGUCUGUCAGUGCAGAAAAUGAGGACCAAGGACAACAUCAGUCGCUGGGUGUGGGACAUCCAGCAAGCCAAAGCGGAGAGGGGCAUGGAGGAGUUUAUGAUAAGCAGGUACAUGUUUGUGCUUCUUUGGGCCUCACAGGGCAACACAGGAGCCUCUUCAUUCUGGCUGCUCCUCUUCCUCAUGAAACACCCAGAAGCCAUGAGAGCAGUGAAGGAAGAGGUGGAUAAGGUUCUGAAGGAAUUUGGACAAGAAGUCAAACGUGAUAGCCCUUUAAUUAACCUGACCCGUGAAAUGCUGAUGAAAACCCCAAUCCUGGACAGUGCUGUAGAAGAGACCCUCCGCCUCACUGCUGCACCCCUCCUCACCAGGGCAGUGCUUCAGGAUAUAACCCUGAAGAUGGCUGAUGGGCGUGAGUACUUCAUUCGCAAGGGUGACAGAAUGGCAAUGUUUCCAUACAUUGCCGUUCACAUUGACCCAGAGAUCCACCCUGACCCACAUUCAUUCAAAUAUGACCGUUUUCUCAAUCCAGACGGGAGCAAGAAAACUGACUUUUGCAAAGCAGGGAAGAGGGUGAAGUAUUACAGCAUGCCCUGGGGGGCUGGGGUCUCCAUGUGUCCUGGGCGUUUCUUUGCCACCAAUGAGCUGAAGCAGUUUGUUUUCCUCAUGCUGGUUUAUUUUGACUUUGAGCUGAAGAAUCCCGAUGAGAAGAUACCUGACGUUGACUUCAGGCGAUGGGGCUUUGGAUCGAUGCAGCCACAGAGAGACGUCCAGUUCAGAUACAGACUCAGAUAUUAAACCA
Messenger RNA from Plectropomus leopardus (leopard coralgrouper), 1516 nucleotides. The record is from RefSeq and is a predicted model, not a curated record. Lineage: Eukaryota; Metazoa; Chordata; Actinopteri; Perciformes; Serranidae.